AUGAGACCCCUCCAAGAGUCGCUAGUACCCCUACGUAGUUCGAGAUGGCGCGAGACACAAUCUCAAGGUGCGCACCUUGGUGAUCUUCGACGUGCGGUUCGGUAUAAUGGUCCCGAAAGUCCAUGCAUAUCAGGAUGUCGAUCUCUUUGUUGGAAGACUUUUCUUCUUUCUACUGCUGCUGAAGGGCUGAGCUGGGCUCAAGUCUUGGACGAUGAAAGAAAGCUCUACGCUGAGAAACGGGAUCACUUCCUCAAGUAUAUAAAACAUCCAGAAGCUCUUGCAGAGUUGAACAUCGAUCCUUUAACAGAGGACCCCAGUUCUCCCUGGAAUACGAUUCGUCAAGAUGAGAUUGUCCGUGCUGAGAUCCAGCAAGACGUUCAGCGACUCCCCGAUGAAGCUUCAUACCAUGAAGACCAGACCCAGUCAACCAUCUUGAACAUCCUGUUUAUGUACUGUAAACUGAAUCCUGAGCGAGGUGGCUACAGGCAGGGCAUGCAUGAGUUGCUUGCGCCUAUUUUACAUGUUAUUGAGCAGGAUGCCGUGGAUCCAACGACUUUACCGGAAGAGAUUCCUCUGCAUGAUGCUCUUAUCAAAACUCUCGACCAUUCUUUCAUCGAGCAUGACGCCUUUGUCCUGUUCUCAAAGCUUAUGGAACGCGCCCAAUCGUUUUACGAAGUCAAGGAUGUUAUUCCAGCACCAGGAAGUUCUUUGCGGACCCCCAAGUUCGCAGAGCAAAGCUCAGCGAUUGUUGAACGAAGCAAAUUCAUCCAUGAAGUCUGCCUACAGAAAGUUGACCCGGAACUGGCCACUCAUCUGACCAACAUUGAAAUCUUACCACAAAUCUUUCUCAUUCGGUGGAUUCGGCUGCUCUUCAGCAGAGAGUUCCCAUUUGAGCAGUUUUUGGUACUCUGGGAUACCAUCUUUGCUGUCGACCCAACCCUGGAACUCAUCGAUCUAAUUUGUGUUGCUAUGCUGAUUAGAAUUCGGUGGGAUUUAUUGGAGGCCGAUUAUUCUGUUUGCCUUCAACUACUUCUCAAAUACCCUCCUCCACCAGGAGCUCACGGUCCUCAUACAUUUGUUGAUGACGCUCUGUACCUGAGGGACCAUCUCUCGCAAUCUGGGGGAUCAUCACUGAUUAUGAAAUAUACUGGAAAGAUGCCGACAUUAUCUUCUCCACCACAGACCUCACGAGCAGGCACUCCGAGCUUUCGUGGUUUCAACUCUUUUAAGCACAGAGGGCCAGGCCCAAGGCCAAAAAUAUCAUCCCCAUCGCGCUUCCUUCAGCAACAGGGUGGCAUGGAGGCUUUGUUUCAGGGAGCCGCCAAAGGAGCCAAAGGAGUUUAUGAAAGAGGCGAAAAGCUGGGUAUCAACCAAGCCGUACGAGAUGCUAUGGGAGAGAUCAAGCGGAAUCUCAACGAGGCUAGAUCUGCACCUAGAUCUCCGCAACCCCUGGUAAACAACCAAGAAUCAGCCCGGAGCCUGGCGGCAUUGGAGAGGCGGAAUCAGCAACUUGCCGCAAUGCUUGAUGAGACAGUCGAUAACCUAAAAGCUAUAUCUGCCUCGAAUCUUGACGACAAGGCUAAAAGCCUGGAGCUGAUCGAGAUCGCGGCGGCCAAGGUGCAGUUUGUCAAGAUUUACUUGGACGAUUCUUCUAUGGAGGUCCCGGCGUUGCAAACUCCACCACCCGAGGAUAGCCCACAAGAAGUGGCUGUAGCUGAAACAGCUAUUGUUCAGCCUGAGCCUGUGUCAGUGGCAUCCAUGGAGGCUGAUAUCUCGGCUCUUCAGAUAUCCGAAUCAAAGGAAUCAAAGGAAUCUCCAGAGAGCGAAUCAGCACGCCACCCUAGCUCUGAUCGUAUGGACAUAGUCCCGCACGAUGAUGGCAAAUCUGCAAACUCAUUGGCUCCGUCACGGCCAGCUCCAGUCCCUACUCGUUCAACGCUGGCGCAAUCGUCUUUCUCCUGGAUGCUGGAGCCAGACGAGUCGGGGUCUUCAAAAGCGUCUCCGGCGUCUAACAAGUCACCACCGCCCCAGCAUAAGAAAAAGAUGUCGAACAGCGCAAGCCGUGGGAAGAAUGCCUUCUUGUUUGGCGAAGUCACUGAGAGUCGAAACCCCUUGAACUCAGAUGAGAUAUUUGGCCUGGAGCCUCUGAAGAAACUCAAGAACGCCACAGAUGAGGAGAAUACAAAAGAAAUUCUGAAUGCUACAUCCGUCCAAGAUUUAAUGUAUCUCAUGGAUAUAGCAAUUUAUGGCGAGGAAGGACGCUACCCCAACGCGAGUCCUGCUUACUGUUUCCUGGAGAACAAGAAGACGGUUGCUAUCGAAUAUAGCCAACACUGUGGAACACUCGAUAUGCUAGAGACAUCUCUCUGGGCUCGUUUCUGCGUGAAACUCACUCAACACUGCCUCAACAAAUCUGGUACCUUCUUCUACGAAUCAUAUCCUCAUCUGAGAUAUUGCUCCACGAUUCACGACUUUCUCAAGGAACAAGGCCUGGGGGAGUUGUCCAAAUGCUUCCUGCCACAAUCAAACCAUCUCAAAGUGCCGGAUCUGAGAUAUCGGCAUCCUGUUGGCCGGCCCGAUCCUCAUCCCAACGAUGGCAGGGAACUCAGCCGUGCCGAGCAAUUCCCCAGCAGAGUUGCUCUAAUGAAAGAAAUCAUCAGUUCUAAGGGGUCGUUAACUCUGGUCUGGGAUGAGUAUUUCGACCAAAAGUCCUGGGAGAGCAAGCUCCUCAGUCAUGGGAUGGUGCCUGUCGACGAUAUCGACCCUCAAUGUCAGACGUGGACCAUUGGAACCGAUGUAUCGCUGCAUCAAAUUUCUGCGUGGGGAGGUUACAAGCGGCUAAAUGGUUUGGAGAUUGUCAGUCCCGUUCUUAGAAAUACGCCCGAGUGCUGGGAAGAGGUACUGGAUAUGGACUCCAUCCUGCGAAACAACUUCAGAUUGACAGUGGGCAAAUCAUGUGGCUUCCACGUCCAUUGGUCGCAAAUGAAUGUUCCAGCUGACUUCAAACAGUAUGUUCCUGUCGACAAGGUCAUCGACCGCCGUACCUUGGGGAUUCUGAAGAAGCCAUGGACGGCCAAAACUCUACAACGGCUCAAGCUUCUUAUAACUCCUAGCAUGGGCUCCAAGUCUUGCUUCGAUCUUUCUAAGUGCCAUUCCUUUGAUGAGUUUGGUGAAGGCUCCAAAGAUGAGUGUAAAGGGACCGUUGAGUUUCGCUUCCUCGAAGGUACCCUGGAUCCUGAGCUGAUUUUUCGGUGGAGUCAAUUGAUGGUUUCUCGAUCCCAGUUUGCUGAUCUAGCUUCACCACAAGCAUGGCAGAAUUUUGUACCUGCAGUACUGCAGUGUCCAGCCUUGGGCAAGAUGGACCCGAACGUGCUGAGAGUCUUUUUGUUAUUCUUAGGGAAGGGCGACGAUUAUGACUUCUGGGUCAAUCGGAUCGAAAGGACGAUGAAUCUGCCCCUCGACGCACAACAACUGGCUCACAGGCCAAUUGAUAACAAUGAGCUUCUGCCCCCACUCGAUGAAGGGUACAUUGAUGCUUUACGAGAGGAGCUGUGUAUACCAGAGAGAUGA
Molecule: messenger RNA, 3570 nt
Organism: Fusarium subglutinans
Lineage: Eukaryota; Fungi; Ascomycota; Sordariomycetes; Hypocreales; Nectriaceae
Product: TBC1 domain protein
Exons: 9
Coding region: 1-3570 (1189 amino acids)
Biological process (GO): activation of GTPase activity
Molecular function (GO): GTPase activator activity
Source: RefSeq, a predicted model, not a curated record